Owenia fusiformis is the source of this 3702-nucleotide messenger RNA. NCBI's taxonomy places the organism in Eukaryota, Metazoa, Annelida, Polychaeta, Sabellida, Oweniidae. The record is from the annotation of a GenBank genome assembly.
AUCGAACCAGUCAGGGUGAAGAUUUAAAUAUGAACGCUAAUCUUAUUUUAUUUAAGAUUUAAAAUUUUAAAAUUUCCACAAAUAACUACCAUAAUACAUAUUUCAGCCAAAUAAGAAUCAACUAAGGAGGAACUUUGAUUUAUUGCUUACAGAUCUGCUGACAACCCUGUAUUUGACGUUUAUGACAACAAAACCCUCCAGGUGUUCAAAAGCAGUAGAUUUUACUCAAACAAAAACACUGAUAAACAUGAUAAUAAAAACAGUUUUAAAAUUUGCAUAUGGCUGGCCAUUAAAGGUAAAAGUAACAAUGAUUAUUAGUUCAAGCUGAUGGAUAAAUGGAUAUUAAAACAAACUGACGCUUAUCACAAUUGAUAUAAACCUUUACUUAUUAAAUGUGAGAGGACUGGAUUGAUAAGAAACUGCAAAGUAUAGGAAUAAUUUACAUGGAACUCAAAUAAUUUGCAUGGAACAGUAUUAAUUUACACAGAGUAGGAAUAAUUUGCCAAGAACUGGAAUAUUUUCUAAAAUCUGGUAUAAAAUUUCCCAAAACUCAAAAAGGGAUGUUAUACUGUUACGUUACAUUGUUACAGCAACUAUUGGAUUGAAUAUAACAAAGUUAUGCUGGCAGUUAUGUAUAAAAACAAACUAACCUAAUCUUUAUUAACAUAAAUCAAUAGUAUAAAACAUAUUUGAGAGAGGUAGUAAUCAAGAAAAUGCUAGUACUUAGUUGAUUGCAGAAAAUAGGAAAAAUUUGCCAGGAAAUAUUGAAUAAGAACUGAAAAAAUAUCAAGAACUGGAAUAACUCAGAACUCAGAAUAAAUUGUGAAAAUCACGAGAAUUAAAAAUGAAUGGCAUUCAACGGAAAGUCUCUAGCUGCUUUCCCCCUCUACUUGUACGCAUAUUCUUACUCUCAACCACAUGUGGAGUACUUUUGCUUACGUAUCAAUACAGGAUGCAAAACAGUUUGAGUGAAAAUGUCAGCAAAGAUGGACAACAUAUAGACCCCAAGCCUUUAAUGAGCGCCAGAAUUACAGAAAAACCCGACAUAGAUGACAAUAAUGAAGUAAGCGACACUAGUUCUUACAACAGUUUUAAAUCUAAAAUGAAUGAACAUUCUACAAACAAAGAAUAUUCAAGUACACAAAGUCCUCCUGAUGAAAGAGUGCAGAAACUACCAGGUGUUAUCAACAUUGGGAUCCAGAAGUGUGGCACAGGUGCAUUGAACACAUAUCUGAGGAUCCAUCCACAGCUAAGAGUUAGGGAAGGCGAGGUUCACUUCUUUGAUAAGAAAAUAAAUCACUCAGCACCAUUUAAACAAGAAAUACAGAGGUAUCUUAAAAUGUUGCCAGUUGCAUUCCCAAAUGAAACAGUCUUCGAGAAAACCCCUGCAUAUUUUGACUUGGCUGAUCCGUAUGAUCUCUUCAGAAUGAACUCUGCACUGAAGGUGAUUCUACUGGUUUGUGACCCUGUUAGGAGAGUGAUGUCUGCCUAUUUGCACAAUUUGGCCAUCAGGUUGUAUUCACAACAUAAGACAUAUGAACAGUACGUAUUUGAUAAAGACGGUGCAGUUGACAAAACAGCUGAAGUUGUACGUAGAAGUAUAUAUGAUGAAUCGCUGAAAAGAUACUUGAAAUAUUUUCCUCGGAACCAACUUUUAAUCAUGGAGAACACAUUCCUACUAAAACAGCCAACAUUGGCAAUGCAAGAAAUAGAGAAGUUUAUUGGUUUGAAGAAGUUUUAUACAAAUGAGACAUUUUAUUUCAAUGAGGAAAUAGGUUACCAUUGCAUUAAUCCUUCCAUUUACCCGGUUCAUAAUGGGUGCCAGGGGAAGAGUAAAUACAAAAUCCAUCCAAAUGUCAGUGAAGAAAAUGUAUUAAAACUUAAGAAGUUCUUUCAACCUAUCAAUGACAAUUUUAUGAAAAUUGCAGGUAUAAAAAUGGCUUCAUUAACAUAUUUUUGAUACAAAUUAUUUAAAAUAGUUAUUCCAAUAAGUAUGAAUACUCGAAGGCAAUAAUGGAGGGUUUUGUAUAUGAUAUCCAGUAAUGAAUGUAAAUAAGUCCACACCUGAGGGGUUCACUAUUUAUAAAACCAGCAUAUCCUGGACAAAGGAAGGGGAACAUUUAUUGACAGUCCGAGAAAUAUCUAACUUUGGGUACGGCUGUGGUAUGGCUCUUGGGUGUGGAAGUAGUCAAAUCUUAUAUGAAAAGAAUAUUAUUUUAUAGUUAACACUUUUGGGCCACUUUUUGGUAUGACAAUGACCUUAUUGUCAUAGUGAACUUUGGUUUCAAAUUUAGUUUUUGACACAUAUAUAAUAUGUAGCUUUGUUAUGGGGUCUUAUCCUAUGCCAAGUAGAGUUUUGGGUUCAUCCCACGUGAGAUAUGCACAUCAACCUUCGGUCCCUACGGUCCCUCAGGUAGAUAUGCAUGUCUCCCUCUGGAUACAUAUCCAAAACCUCCCAGUACAUAACCCUUAUAUAUCUAGGAAAGUAUGGUAAUAUAAUAAUAAUAUUUAAUGGUCAAGCCUAGUAUUCACCUCAGAAGUUUAAAAAUUGAAAGUAAUUAAAACUUUUGUGAAAUAUAUUGUAUCAGUUAUACUAUCAGUUUGACAAUAGUGUUCUUAACUUUGUCAAACCUAAUAAUUUGAAUUAUUGCUUGUAUUAUAUGAAAUAAAUGAUUAUUAAAAAAACAAUUGAAAGUAUCAUGAAUUUUUCAAGGAAGCUUUAAGGGAGUUAAUAAAAUAUCAGCUAGCCCAAUUAAUUUGACAUGUUUGAUUACAUUAAUCUACACUGAAUCUACUGUGUGACUGUUUUAUUAUGGAUAAACACCAGUUUGACCAUUAAUUUGCCAUUUUUCGAGCUAAAAUAGUAGAUGUUUACUUCGGGGUUUUUAAAUUUCUGCGCCUGACGAAAAGUGGUCUUCAACGCUAUACCACUUGAUCAAUCAGAGAUAAUAUUAGCCAUAAAGGUAAACAAAUGAAAAAAUUGUACAUCUUUUUCUUCUAUAUUCAACCAUUUCUCAAUGCUCUCUUAAAAGCUGAGACCUAUAAAUACCCAGCCAAUUUCACCGACCCAUUGCCUAAAUCUAGUAAUUUGAAAAAAUUCCAUAGCAAGAAGAUAUUCAGGAAAGACUGACUUUUGGCAUCAUUGAUAUUGCAACUGUUUUAUUACUUCAAUAAAUAAUUGUAAAUAAAAUACAGGGUGAUCACUAAGUUCUGGGAAUUUAUCUGUCAUUUCAUUAUUUUUCAACCAAUUUACUUGAAAUUUUCAGGGUAAAUGAGGAAUCUAAUUUUGGGUUGGAUAAAACAGUCUCAUAGUCAUCUGAUGUCACAAUGGAUAAUUAUUGUUACUAUAGCAACAUGACGAAUGGCGUAGCGGGUCAAGUAAAAUAAAAAUGAAUUCAAAUUUUGCUUGAUCCAAAACUAUGGUUAAUAAAUACCUAUUUGGUGGACAUAUUUCUGUGAUUUUUUUUAUAUUUUUCAAAUACUUCUAACUUUAGUUUCUAAAGUAACAUCUUUAUUGUUAUAUAAGAGUGUACUUUGCUCUAUUUUCGUACCAUUCAUCAGCAUCUCAAAGUCACAAUCAUGACUAAAAAUAGCGGGGAGUUAUCUUCCAUUAUGACUAUGCUCCUUCCCAUUACUCAAGCUGCCCAUACUACUCUCGAAGAAUUAGGGUUCACACAAGUUAUUACUGCCCCAUAUUCACCA